GAAAUCAAUGUAUUGACAGUAGCAUUGGUCAACCAAGACAGAGAAAAAAAUUCAGAGAAACGAAGCCCGGGUCUAAAAUCAGAGAAAGAGGCACUAUUAAUAGGUAUCAUAUCCACAUUUCUUCACGUCCAUCCUUUUGGAGCCAAUAUAGAAUAUCUUUGGUCUUAUAUGCAGCAGUUGGACUCCAGGAUCUCUGCAAAUGAGAUAGAAAUGCUUUUGAUGAGACUGCCACGCAUGUUUAAACAAGAAUUCACUGGUGUGGGAGCAACACUGGAAAAGAGGUGGAAGUUUUGUGCCUUUGAAGGAAUUAAAACUAUCUGACUGUGACUAGUAAUGAAGCUAUGCAGAAGAAUAAUUCCUAGAGCAUGGCAGGGUUAUAAAGUAUUAAAGUAAGAAAUUUGGGUUUGGGCACGUAGUAGUAUGUUUUCAAAGUUAUCCAAGCCUAAUUUUAGUUACAUUUGUGACGUUCUCUUGUGAGUGGAAAUGUAGUUGUGCAGCAGUUCUUAAAAUAAAAUUAAAAAAAAAAAAAAUUUCAAAAUGUGACAGAUCUGUUUCCUAUGAAAACUGAAGAAAGAUACCACAGUCAUAAUGAUUUCAAAAUACUACAUGUCCUACAUCUAAGAAAAGCUCAUUGAGCAAACAGUUAAGGAGAAAGAUUGCCUGGUUAUGGUCGCUAAGCUACAGCGACGUAUAUGUAGUGUAUAGUAGAACUCAUUAAGUUUCGUUAUUGAAAGUUCUUUCUGUUUAGUAAGAAAACUAAGUAAUUUUACAGUGAGGAAAAGCAUACCAAAAGAAAACUUGAAGAUGUGUCUGAGGUUAUUGUAUUUUGUAAAUUAAGUUAUAUGCUGUACCAGGGAUUUUUGCCUUAUUGAAAGAGGCCUGAAAAUGUGCUUGGAGUCCUCAAGAAUGCUUUAUCAAGAAUAUUAUUUUUCUAAUGUAACUAUUCUCCAUUACAAGUUCUUUUAACAUGGAUUGCAUAUCGAUUUUCAUAAACAUGUAAAUAAGGAGGAAACCAGUGUUACUGUAUUGUAUUUGGUAUGUAACAUUCAGGUUUAUGCAUCAAAAUAAAUAUUCAGUUGCAUUACUGUUACAAAUUUUAUAGCAGAUAUAUUAAUUUUUAUCAAUAAAUAUGACUUCUACCA
Molecule: messenger RNA, 1142 nt
Organism: Phaethon lepturus (White-tailed tropicbird)
Lineage: Eukaryota; Metazoa; Chordata; Aves; Phaethontiformes; Phaethontidae
Product: ecto-NOX disulfide-thiol exchanger 1-like
Exons: 3
Biological process (GO): ultradian rhythm
Cellular component (GO): plasma membrane; external side of plasma membrane
Molecular function (GO): protein-disulfide reductase activity
Source: RefSeq, a predicted model, not a curated record